Messenger RNA from Vitrella brassicaformis, 1729 nucleotides. The record is from the annotation of a GenBank genome assembly. Lineage: Eukaryota; Vitrellaceae.
CUCUCUGUCUGUCCGCCCUGCACGCUGAUCAGUCAGCUCUUCAUUCGGUUGACAUCUCAUCAGACACCGCCCGACUGCAUCAUGUCGGACAGAUCCACUCCACACGACACACGGCCGUCCACUCGUGAGUCACCACACACGAUCCACGCCCUUCGCCUGUCUCACCGCAUGGCCGUCGUCCGUCGGCCUGUUGAUGACUUGCGGGACGUCAUAAAACGACCUGCACGCACCAAGGACAAUUUAGGCACUCACUCUGUGUGCGUCAGUCACAUCGGCCGACAUCAUGACGACACUGACCGGCGCUGCUUCUUGUAGUUGUUGCGCCGCUCGUUCGUGCGCAUUGUCGGGGGCCUGCUGUGUGUCUCGGCUUCGCUCUGCAGCAAGCACAAUGACAGAAAGAAAGACAGACAGACAGACAGACAAAGAGGUCAGAUGCUGCCAAAGCAGCCAGCCUCUUCUCUCUCACUUUGUUUUCAUUUGUCAUUUUGGCGGUCUUGUGGUCGUGUCUGAGCAUGACGUCAUGCUCCUGAGCCACACACACAGAGAGCAUCGCCUGUCUGUGUGUCUGUGUCUGCCUCUUUGUUUGUUUGGUGACUUGCUGUGCGGCGGCCAGACGUUUUUGCAGCGAUUGCCACGUCGCCUCGUACUCGUGCUGCUCCUGCACACACAUAGAUGGACAGCACAAGCAGCGAGGAUGGAUGGAUGGAUGGAUGUGUGGGUCAUGAAGUCAGACCUGUUGUGUCUUGUGGAGGUCGCAGGUCAGUUGAGAACUGUGGACAUAGACCUGACAGCGAGAGAGACACCGAAUAAAUGAAUGAAUGAAUGAAUGAGGCACACACAGAGACACACACACGCACUUGUCGCGUCUCCCGUCUGAUCGAUGCGAUCCUCUCCUCAGCCUCAGCACACGCUGACACUCACACACACACACACGCACACACACCGAUCGGUGAAUGGGGAACUGAAGACGCAGAACAGCAGAGCAGUCGACCGACCAAUGGAUGGAUGUCUCGCCUGACCUUUCUUCAUGUCUUCGACGUCCUUCCUGGCCGCUUCCUUUGCCCUCUCCAGCUGACCGCACUUGUCCACCGCGUCGACGUACUCGGCCCUGGCGUGCAGCUCGGCCACCGACAGAUAUCGGGCCGGCAGCGCCUUCAGCAAAAAGGACAGCUCAGCAAGCUGACGGGCCGUGUCGGCUGCCGUCAUUGGCGAGAUGUCAUCGAGUGGGGCUGGCUGGUCAUGCGGAGAGACACUCAUUUGUGUGUGUGUGUGUGUGUGUGUAGUGGGCGGGCGACAGGCAGAGCGAGAGAGUUGUGUCUCGGCAGCACAUCGAUCGCAUACAUGUGUCUGUGUAUUUAUUGUACACCCGGCGAAAGAGGGAGGAAAGAGACUAUGUAUGCAGCAGAGCCGUACAGGCCAGUCAUGGGUGUAUUCAUGGUUUGCAGAGUGAAAUGUGCACGUGAGCAAUAUGCAGAAGGCAAAGCAGCAACGCGACAAGGUCAUUCCCAGCAAGGCGAAUAAUGCGAACAAUCCCCAGCGCACACCACACGUGCAGUGCCUCCCACACACACUCGAAGCAAAAGAACGCAACAGGACGUCGAAAAGGUCGACAAAACACAUGCAAGGCACGUAUGCAUGAAGGCGUGCAGCACAGCAAGGCCUACGAGUAAAGAGUGAGUGUGCAGCGACACUAGCUACAUGAUGCCAGGCAGUGGCUGGGUGGGAUGGG